AUGGAUACGACCAUUCUCCUCGCGGGCCAGGCGGUCCUCAUCGUGGUCAUCCUGGUGGCCGUCAAAUUCCGCACCCUCAUAACAAACACGAUCAAUCGUUUGAUCUCUGCUAUUCUUAGACUCACAUCUCAGGUUCAUCUUGCACGUCGCUUUCCCGUACAUCAUGUCGAUGACAAUAGUCCGCUGCCCACCCUGCCGUACCAGUGGCCCGAUGGACAGGGUGACGGGGCCAAGUUCUUGCAAGGUCAAAGCAACUCGGAGCGCUGGGAGCGUCAAUUCGGAGCCAUUUACCGUCUCUGGUCCGGCAUGAACCCAGAAGUCGUCCUCACCCGUCCCGAACACAUCCAAGCCGUCUUCAAGGACUCGCACACCCACCUCAAGGCCAAGAACAACAACUCGGGAUACCUGCUCGGAGAGCUGCUGGGUCAGUGUGUUGGACUUGUCAGCCAAGAUCAAUGGCAGCGCGUGCGUGCCAUCAUGGAGAAGCCCUUCCACCGUAACGCCUCGACGACCUACAUCCCGCUCGUCAAGCGCCGCACAGAGCAAUUCUUUCAGGAACUCUGGGAUACCAGCGACCUGUCCCGAGGCCUGCUCGACCCAGCAGAUGAUCUCAAAUUGCUCCCCUUCCUGGUAGUCGCCGAAGUCGUCUACGGUCGCCUCGCCCCGGAUGUCGAGGCAGAGCUGCGUCGCCUGGCCCCGCAACGCGAGAACCUGAUGAAGCAUGUCAUCAAGGGGGGAUUGACUCGUUUCGCCUGGUCGCGUUUCCUGCCCACGCAAGCCAACCGCGAACUGGCCGCUUUCCAGCAACGUUGGCUGGCUUUCAACGAGCUGGCACACCGCCGCGCCGUUGAGCAGAAACUCAAUGCCCCUAUCAUCGACUUCUUCGCCGCCCGGGAUGCCGGUCAAAUCAGCACCCAGGAACUCCUGCACACACUGGACGAGAUGCUCUACGCCAACCUGGACGUGACGAUCGGCGGCGUCAGCUGGAACGUGGUCUUCCUUGCCGCAUACCGCGACAUCGCCCAGCGUCUCCGCGAGGAAGUCGAACAGCAGCGGGCCAUCUCCGUGGACGGCGAAGUGGACGCCUACCUCCUCGACAACAGCACCCUGCUUGCCGCCUGCGUGGAAGAAUCCGCGCGUCUCCGUCCCCUUGCCGCAUUCUCCGUGCCACAGGCUAUCCCCACCGCCAGGACAGUAGGUGGGUACCACUUCCCCGCCGGGACCAACUUCGUGGUGGAUUCAUACGCGCUCAACAUCCGGAACCCGUACUGGGGCGAGGAGCGCCACUUGUACCAGCCCGAUCGGUUCCUGGCGAGGAGCUUAACCCAGGCACGAUACCACUUCUGGCGUUUUGGGUUCGGGCCGCGGCAAUGCAUGGGCAAAUUUGUGGCGAGUGUGGUGAUCCGGGCGAUCUUGGUGCAUUUGGUGGAGGGGUAUGACUUGCGCAUGGUCAAGCCGGAGGCAAUGGAGGAGUGGGGCAGGAAUAAGGAGAUUUGGAUUAAUCAUCCGGACAUGAAGGUGAUCUGUGUGUAUCUACGUGAUUUUAGCGAUUAUGAACUUGUCUAG
Aspergillus niger is the source of this 1566-nucleotide messenger RNA. RefSeq lists its product as uncharacterized. The transcript has 4 exons. The coding region runs from base 1 to 1566 and encodes 521 amino acids. Gene Ontology annotation, molecular function: iron ion binding; monooxygenase activity; oxidoreductase activity, acting on paired donors, with incorporation or reduction of molecular oxygen. The record is from RefSeq and is a predicted model, not a curated record. Lineage: Eukaryota; Fungi; Ascomycota; Eurotiomycetes; Eurotiales; Aspergillaceae.